Molecule: messenger RNA, 1521 nt
Organism: Lentinula edodes (shiitake mushroom)
Lineage: Eukaryota; Fungi; Basidiomycota; Agaricomycetes; Agaricales; Omphalotaceae
Exons: 7
Coding region: 1-1521 (506 amino acids)
Source: RefSeq, a predicted model, not a curated record
AUGUCGAUGGAUUUACAGUUUGAAGGUGUGUGUGUUACGGUCGAAUUGAGCUAUGUUGUGUUAAAGGAUGUUUUAGAUGAAGAUUCAGGUAGACCUGUGGCAUCGGAUUUGCGUAGCUUCAUUUCUCUGGAUUUCAACGAUCGUCAAACAUUAUAUGAUCAAGUGGAAGGAUUGAUUGCGGAAAAUACUCCGCUGCUGACACCACUUAACAUGGUUAUGCACUUUUUCAAUGAUGUCUUCUUUAAUUGUCCACUUCCGGAGGCUUCAACUACGUCAAUGCAACGUGUUGCAUCCUUAUCCGAUCAUGGUGGUUUGUGGCUUGUUGAUUCUGCAAGAGAAGUUGUAUCUGUUGCUGUAGUAGCUCAGAUCAGUCCGUAUGCAGAUGACAUAAAAUGCGGUGAAUAUCUCGAUAUGAAUGUGUACAAUCAAGAGAUAAACCUGGAUUCACUUCGAAGAGCUUCUGCACGACUGUUUUUCAACCAAGUGUUUGCAUCUCCGGAUUUUUCGGAUCGAAUUGCAAACAUAUACGCCGCACAUAAUUCUCGUUUUGAAAAGUUGUUGAAUAUUCUGCAAGAAGCAACCGUGCAGUAUCUCGAUUCGGUAAAGGUUGUUGAUGAUAAGUUGUAUCCUGACCAAAGUAUCAACAUGAGUACAUUUGUUGAUCUUCAUGAAUUUGGUCAUUACGGUCUACGGGGAAAAACAACAAACAUAUUCCAAAAUGUCCCUGGUCGGAGAACAAGGCAAUCAUCUACAAUGAUGAAUAUACGUGGACGAUUGCCAGAUCCAAGAAAGUUGAAGUCAUCUGAAAAAGAAAAGAAUCUGAGGGCAUUGUUGACAGACAAGGAUGUCAAUGAUGUGGAAAUUGGUGAACGGCUGUUAGGUCAUUGGCCAGAUUCGGACGGAGUGAUUAGGUCCCUUGCGGAAAGACACGACUUAUCUGCUGUUCGUAUGCACAUACCAGAGGUGUAUGACUCGCAAGGAGCAGUAGUGCAUCCUAUGGAUUAUGAACGAGUUCUUACAUGUGGUCGCAUUGUUUCGGUUGAAUUUAACUUCCAUUUGUGGGAUAUCACUAAAGGAAGCAAUGGGAAAGCAGUGAAUAAGCCGAAUCGUAUUUGCUCCAACAUUAUACGCAAACUUCGCGUAUUACCUGAAGACGAAGAUGAUAUGCGAUUGUUACUUCAUACCGAAGCAAUUAAACGGGCUGAUGAUAUUGAUCGUCUUGCUGAAGAAAGUCGGUUAGCAGAGGAAGCGAGAGAAUUGGCCCGACGAGAAGAAGUCCUCCGUUUGGAACAAACAAUGGCGAAAGCGAAGUCUUUGGCUAAUGCUAAAAAGAUGCGCUUGGAAGAAUUACGCGUUAAAACGACGAAGGAUUCUUCGACUACUUCAACUAAACGAAGUGCCGUUGCAUUGGCUAGUGGUAAUUUAAGAAAAUCUAAACGCCUUGAAUUGAAGAAAGGAUUGGCGGAUGUAGGGGUUGAAGAAGGGGAAAUCAAUGAAGACAUGUUCGUUGAGUUGAGCUGA